UGUAAUGAGAUAAAAAUCUUAGUUAAUAUAGUAGUACCUUUUAGUUUCGCAAUUAAUAUUUGAAAAUGUCUGAGAAGCAGAGAACUAGUCCAAUCAAAAAUUUUUUGGCCGGUGGAGUUGGUGGAGCAUGUUGUGUAGCAACAGGGCAUCCUUUGGACACUAUAAAAGUGCGACUGCAAACAAUGCCAAAACCAGCACCGGGUGCACUUCCUUUGUAUAGUGGAACCUUUGAUUGUGCCAAGAAAACUAUAAUAAAAGAGGGUUUUCUAGGACUUUACAAAGGAAUGGCUGCUCCAUUAACUGGUGUAACUCCAAUGUUUGCUGUUUGUUUUUUUGGCUUUGGAGUUGGGAAAAGGCUUCAACAAAAGCAUCCGGAGGAAGAAUUAAGUUUAAUCCAGUUGUUUAACGCUGGUAUGCUUUCUGGAAUUUUUACAACAACUAUUAUGACACCUGGUGAAAGAAUCAAGUGCCUUUUACAGGUUCAACAAGCUACCGUUUCAAGUCACGAAGCAAAGUAUGCUGGUCCAAUUGACUGUGCCAAAAAAUUAUAUAAAGAAGGAGGAAUAAGAAGUAUUUAUAAAGGAACUGCUGCCACUUUACUUAGAGAUGUACCUGCCAGUGGAAUGUAUUUCAUGUCGUAUGAAUGGUUACAGAGGGUGUUAACGCCAGCUGGAAAAGAUCGAAGUGAAAUCAGUGUAUGGAGAACUCUUUUUGCUGGUGGAAUGGCUGGUAUUUUCAACUGGAGUGUUGCUAUACCAGCAGAUGUUUUGAAAUCUCGUUUACAGACAGCGCCUGAAGGCACUUACCCGAACGGCAUUAGAGAUGUAUUUAAGCACACUAUGAAAGAAGAAGGUAUAAGAGCACUGUACAAGGGGGCUACACCUGUGAUGCUAAGAGCUUUUCCUGCAAAUGCUGCUUGCUUCAUGGGAUAUGAAGUCACAAUGAAGUUUCUGAAUUGGACCGCUCCUAAUCUUUAACGUAACCCCAAGAUUAGAGAUAAAUAAAUGGUGAUGCUUCUUAAGUGCAAACAUUGUGCAUAGUGCCUUCUUUACAAAAAUAUAGAAAUGUAUAUAUUUUUGCACUUAUUUAGUUUAAACAUUUUAUAAGAUUUUAAUGACUUGUUUUAAUAAUGAUAUGAUAAGAAAUAGGAUAAAUUAUGUUAAAUCUGAAAUGUAUUAUUUAAUUUCAUUGAAAUACACUGUGUAGCUUUUUACGCAAGGUAUUGGUUUUGGGCCAUUCCACGAAAAAGUCAACCGCUUAUCCCGCAUGUGA
This is a messenger RNA of Uloborus diversus, 1272 nucleotides long. It is a transcript of the gene colt, whose product is annotated as mitochondrial carnitine/acylcarnitine carrier protein-like. Gene Ontology annotation, biological process: carnitine transmembrane transport; mitochondrial transport. The transcript has 9 exons. The coding region runs from base 66 to 977 and encodes 303 amino acids. NCBI's taxonomy places the organism in Eukaryota, Metazoa, Arthropoda, Arachnida, Araneae, Uloboridae. Gene Ontology annotation, molecular function: O-acyl-L-carnitine transmembrane transporter activity. Gene Ontology annotation, cellular component: mitochondrial envelope. The record is from RefSeq and is a predicted model, not a curated record.